Echinostoma caproni is the source of this 300-nucleotide messenger RNA. The record is from the annotation of a GenBank genome assembly. NCBI's taxonomy places the organism in Eukaryota, Metazoa, Platyhelminthes, Trematoda, Plagiorchiida, Echinostomatidae.
AUGACAGAGACCAAUGCUAUUGUACAGGGAUGCACAAUGAGCGAGGAAAUGCUAGAAGAGGCCGUGGUUACCGCAGUCGAGGCAAUGGAGAAAUUCCAGCAAAAUCGGGAUGUGGCCACCUACAUCAAACGGGAAUUUGAUAAAAAGUACAACGAAACAUGGCACUGUAUCGUUGGUCGAGAUUAUGGCAGGCUGCAAGUGUUCAGCACCGAACCGUAUGUCACCAUGGCUAACGAGUUCACUCCUUCAGUGGAUGCUUUACUCAGGGGUGUAAAGAAUAAACAUCACAUUUGUCAGUGA